CGCUGACUCCUCCCGGGCCGAGGAACUGAAAGCAGCCGGGCAAGCGAUUAGCCACAUCGGCUGAGUCUCGGCGAGGGAGGGAGCUCGGUACCAGCUGCAGCAGAUCCUGGAAGUGAAGGAAAAUGGGGUCCGACUGUCUGAAAGUCACCAAGUAUUUUCUCUUCCUUUUCAACCUCCUCUUUUUUAUCCUGGGUGCUGUGAUCCUGGGCUUUGGAUUGUGGAUCUUACUCGACAAAAUCAGUUUCAUUUCAUUUCUGCAGACCUCAUCUGAAUCGUUAAAGGUUGGUGCAUAUAUUCUCACCGGAGUCGGGGCCAUCACAAUGCUCAUGGGAUUCCUGGGCUGUCUUGGAGCAGUCAAUGAGAUCCGAUGCCUCUUGGGUCUGUACAUCACCUUUCUGAUGCUGAUCCUCCUAGCUCAGGUGGCUGCCGGGCUGCUCAUCUACUUCCAACGAGAUACAGUGAAAAAAGAGAUGUCCACCAUGAUUCAUGAACUCAUUCAGGAUUAUGACCCUGGGAGAGAAGACAAAAAGAACAUCCAGGAUGCAUGGGAUUAUGUGCAGAGAAAGCUCUUUUGCUGUGGCUGGACUAGUCCAGAGAACUGGACGGAAAAUGUGAUCAUCAGGAAUAAGAGCUUGACUUCCUAUCCCUGCUCUUGCUCCAAUGGCACGGCUGACAGUGGCUUCUGCGAUAUCCUAGCUAAUGGGACUGUGUCAGUUGCCGACUGGCCUGUUCAUUCAAAGGGCUGCAUGAAUAAUGUGGAGAGCUGGUUACAGGACAACCUUGGCAUCAUCCUUGGAGUGUGCACAGGUGUUGCUGUCAUUGAGCUGCUGGGGAUGGUGCUGGCCAUUUCGCUCUGCAAGAACAUUCACAGAGAAGACUACACCAAAGUGCCCAAGUAACAUGUCUUCUAGAGCAACUUCAACACAGAGGCGAAAACUGAACAUUUCUGCCUCAUCCCCCUCAGACUGUCCCAUCACACUGACCAUUACUUCAGUGAAAUCCCAUUUCUCUCAACCCUGAGGAACUGUAGGAACCACCAAUAUAACAUCAAUCUUCUGGUGACUGGGGUCCUGGGCAGCCCCUCUACUGUCUCUGGAUAGUUCCUACUAUGUGAAACGAGCCACUUUUUUUU
Molecule: messenger RNA, 1132 nt
Organism: Pelodiscus sinensis (Chinese soft-shelled turtle)
Lineage: Eukaryota; Metazoa; Chordata; Testudines; Trionychidae
Gene: CD82
Product: CD82 molecule
Cellular component (GO): plasma membrane
Source: RefSeq, a predicted model, not a curated record